AUGUCGUCGUCGAUUCUCUCACCUUUGCAGCUCCCAAACGAGAUCCUGACGGCCAUCGUAAAUGAGUUAGACAACUUGAACACGCCCAAGACAGUGUGCGCACUCCUCCUCGUAUCCCGCCGUUUCCGGGACAUCACAAUACGCCACAUCUACAAAGAAAUGGAUAUAUCAUUCUUCCAUCGCAAACAACUUCCGACACUCAUGUUCCUAUCGCGGAACAUCUCGUCGAACCCUGGUGUGCAGUUCACCACCUCCUUUAUAUUCGAAUACCUCACGAUGCUGUCCUCGACCAGCGACAGCGUGCAGGCGAACAUCGAGCUUAUUCUCCCGCACCUGGUGAACGUCGGCCGUCUACACAUUACCUUCUGGCCUGUCGGUGUCUUCGACCCCCGUGCACUGCGCUUGCUCCCUCCCAGCGCCCGGCUCUCCCACCUCUGCGUGGAUCGCAGCACCGAGUUGACGCAUCUCUCGCCGUUCCUCACCCGGUCCCACCCCUCACUCGAGACCCUGAUCAUACGCACAGCGAAUCCACGCGCGGUCCCUUGCCAACCCAUCCAACCCACCGACGAGAAGUUAUCAGCGAGAACGUUGUUUCCUAACCUCCGAUCCCUCUCCGCGCCAAUUGAGGACCUCCUGCUGUUCACGGAUAUUCCGAAUUCGCUGGUGAACCUUUCUGUUGCCGGACACGGCCCAUAUUAUCCCGUCGGCGACGAGGUCGAGUAUGUCCUCCAGAACUUCAAGGGAUUGCGUACGCUGUCCGUAGACGAGACCUACUUCUACGACGUACUAGUGCUUUUGCUACGCGGUCUUCCCAACCUCGAGUACCUCUCCUUGGAUGGCGCAUCGAUGCCACCAGGUGCAAAUGCCAACAAGCUAUCUCUGUUCUCUUCGACCAAGUUGAGAUAUAUCCGCCUCGCGUAUACUUCGCAGGAUCCGCUCGACAUGGCCACCAUAUUCUUCAGCAUUGUGGACACACUAUUGGUAUUUGACAUUGAUCGUGGAACGAACUAUGCGCGGGUGUGUAGGGAUCCGAUGGACAAAUUUAUAGUCAACUCUGGUACUGUUUCCGAUUCGAAAUGGACGCAAUGGUGGGAGCAGGCGGUCCCAGAGGUCGAGAGCUUCAAGGCUGAGCCGUCGUUCGUCCUGGAAAUCAAAGAGCGUGGGAUAUUCGAGGAUGCCAUCUAA
Messenger RNA from Pleurotus ostreatus (oyster mushroom), 1185 nucleotides. RefSeq lists its product as uncharacterized. The record is from RefSeq and is a predicted model, not a curated record. NCBI's taxonomy places the organism in Eukaryota, Fungi, Basidiomycota, Agaricomycetes, Agaricales, Pleurotaceae. Gene Ontology annotation, molecular function: protein binding. Bases 1 to 1185 code for a protein of 394 amino acids. The transcript is spliced from 4 exons.